GUAGGGGCACUGGCAGCUUGCUAAGGCGUUUAAUUGAAGAACUUGUGGUCUUCAAGAUGAUGAAGGCCGCUUCUUUAAAAGCUUUAGUCAUAAGAAUCAACCUGGUUUUCCUUGCUUUCUUUUUGCUCAUUUAUGUCACCCUUCUUCUCAGGCCAUCUCCUUCAGGCUAUCAUGAGAGUCCGGCAUUGGUGGCUGGAUGCUCCUUGCGCGAGUGCCAUCACAAGAAGGAUGAUGAGGCUGUCAAGAUGAAGGCAGUCUUAGAGGAGACCAUUUUGCAGCAGAAGAUGAAGCUGGUGAGAAGACAGAGGCCUAGUUUCUUCAGUGAACUAGGGAGAGGGAUGAAGAUUGGAUUGGUGAAUAUGGAAGACGAGGAUACAAGUGACUGGGAAUCCAUUGGGAAGACUACGCCCAUCAGCUUCGAACGGGUGUCUCGGUACUUUGAGUGGAAGGAUUUGUUCCCGGAGUGGAUUGACGAAGAGGAAGAUAACGAUGGUCCAUCGUGUCCGGAGAUACCCAUGCCGGAUUUCAUGGCUUUUGCUGAGAUGGACAUGGUGGUUGCCAAAUUGCCGUGCCGGUACCCGGAGCAAGGUUGGGCCAGAGAUGUUUUCCGUCUUCAGGUUCAUCUAAUAGCAGCUAACUUAGCUGCAAAGAAAGGUAAGAGAGAUGGCGGAAUGCGAACGAAAGUGGUAUUCUUGAGCUCAUGUAGGCCGAUGAUGGAGCUGUUUCGAUGCGAUGAUCUGGUGAAGCAGGAGGGUGAGUGGUGGUGGUACGAGCCGGAGACGGGGAGGCUUGAACAGAAGGUCUCCAUGCCUGUUGGUUCCUGUAAAUUGGCUUUGCCCUUAUGGGGAGAAGGCGUAAAUGUUAAUGAGGUAUACAAUGUCUCUGAGAUCACAACGAAGACCAAUGCGAGUGUGAAAAGAGAAGCAUAUGUGACUGUUCUCCACUCCUCUGAAGCCUAUGUGUGUGGUGCCAUAACCCUUGCACAGAGUAUCAUCCGAACAGGCACCAAGCGCGACCUUGUCAUAUUGCUGGACAAGUCCAUUUCCCAACCUAUGAGAGACGCCCUUGAAGCAGCUGGAUGGAAGAUCCGGUUGAUCAAGCGAAUUCGAAACCCAAGAGCUGAGAAGAACUCGUACAACGAGUACAACUAUAGUAAGUUUCGACUAUGGCAGCUCACGGAUUAUGACAAAAUCAUCUUCAUCGACUCAGACAUUGUGGUGCUACGUAACCUGGACCUAGUGUUCCAUUUCCCGGAGAUGUCUGCGACGGGCAACGAUGGGUCUAUCUUCAAUUCCGGCAUCAUGGCCAUUGAGCCGUCCAAGUGCACCUUUCGACUGUUGAUGGAGCAACGAAAGGAGAUAGUGUCCUACAAUGGAGGUGACCAAGGUUUCCUUAACGAGGUGUUUGUGUGGUGGCAUCGGUUGCCAAGAAGAGUAAAUUUCCUGAAGAAUUUCUGGGCUAAUACAACGGCCGAGGCAAGCAUGAAGAACCAACUAUUUGGCGCAGACCCCCCCAAGGUCUAUGCCAUUCAUUUCCUUGGGCUAAAGCCCUGGCACUGUUAUAGGGACUACGAUUGCAACUGGAACAUCGGUGACCAGCGAGUCUACGCCAGCGAUAUUGCGCACGCCAGGUGGUGGAAGAUCCAUGACGCCAUGGACGAGAGCUUGCAGCACUUUUGCAGGCUCACACCGCAGCGAAAGAUUGAAUUGGACUGGGAUAGUAAGAUGGCUGGAAAGAUGGACUUACCAGAUGGGCAUUGGAGGAUCAACAUUUCGGAUCCCAGACGGCACAUGCUCUUAUAUAAUUAAUCAAUAACACUUGGUUUAAUUGGUUCUAUUAAUUCCCUCUCUCUCUCUCUCUCUCUCUUUUUUUUUAUAUUUACAUUGAUCAGAUGGAUAGAGACAUUUAAAUUAUGUGUGAAUAGUGAAUACAGAUUACAGAGAAUUGAAGAGAACAGAUCGAGGACACUCCACCUCAUUACUUGUA
Nelumbo nucifera (sacred lotus) is the source of this 1986-nucleotide messenger RNA. RefSeq names its product UDP-glucuronate:xylan alpha-glucuronosyltransferase 2-like. NCBI's taxonomy places the organism in Eukaryota, Viridiplantae, Streptophyta, Magnoliopsida, Proteales, Nelumbonaceae. The record is from RefSeq and is a predicted model, not a curated record. Gene Ontology annotation, molecular function: glycosyltransferase activity.